AUGCAACAUAUGCAAAUGCAACAGCACCUGCAGCAACAGCAACAACAGCAGCAGCAAGUGCAAGCACAACAGCCACAGACACAUGUCAAUCAGCAGCAUGUUGCGCAACAUUUAGCGCAACAUCAACAGCAGCAGCAGCAAACGCAGUCAUCAGCGCUUGCCGCUUUGCAUUGCAGCAACAAUGCUAUACUAAGCUGGAGCAGUAGCAAUAACCGAUAUAGCAACAACAUCACCCGCAGCAAAAGCGUUGGCACGCAUGUUGCCGCAGCAGCGUCCAGCCGCCGUACCAAGUCAUGGGAAAAAUUCGAGUGGCGAGUGGCGACUGCCAAAGCAUUAAACUGA
Anastrepha obliqua is the source of this 342-nucleotide messenger RNA. Its product is annotated as AT-rich binding protein-like. Lineage: Eukaryota; Metazoa; Arthropoda; Insecta; Diptera; Tephritidae. The record is from RefSeq and is a predicted model, not a curated record. The transcript has 2 exons. The coding region runs from base 1 to 342 and encodes 113 amino acids.